Linderina pennispora is the source of this 464-nucleotide messenger RNA. Its product is annotated as cytochrome P450. The transcript is spliced from 2 exons. Gene Ontology annotation, molecular function: oxidoreductase activity, acting on paired donors, with incorporation or reduction of molecular oxygen; iron ion binding; heme binding. NCBI's taxonomy places the organism in Eukaryota, Fungi, Kickxellomycota, Kickxellomycetes, Kickxellales, Kickxellaceae. The record is from RefSeq and is a predicted model, not a curated record. The annotation marks the transcript as partial.
AAAUUGCCCUAUCUGACCGCCGGUGUCUACGAGUCCAUGCGUCUAAAUCCUGCUGUAUUGGACAUGCUGCCGCGCAGUGCUCCGUGGGAUGGAGGCACCACCCAGGGGAAAUUUAUUCCCAGCCGCACCCAGAUCUGCGUGUCGAUUGACGCUUGCCAUCGCAAUCCGCGUACAUGGCCAAACCCAGAUGCCUUUGAUCUAGAGAGAUUCCUGGGCGAGAACGCUGAGGUGCGCAUGAGGGAUAUUCUUGCCUUUAGCUCUGGCGUCCGUGUGUGUAUCGGAAGAAACCUGGCUAUGACUGCACUGCCGGCAGAUGCCGCAUAUGACCUGCGCAGGUCCAACUCUGAAGGGGUACCGGUCGCGAUUCCUGCAGUCUCAUUUAUUGUUACCGGUCCAGCUAAUCCCAAGAGGGAUUGCUUGGUCAACAUCUCGGCUUGCUGAAUAGCUUUUAAGAUACAUGUGCU